GCGCGUGCGCGUACGUUAAAUUUGUGUUUGAGGAGCACGGCGGUGAUGGGAGAGCAGUAGAUUGGCCGGCUCCAAGUCGGGACUGGCUGUCAGGACACAUGGCGGCGAUUCCAACCUUGAGCAACUAUGCGCGCCGCAUGGCAAGGCUGAGUGCACGCAUCUUCGGCGAGGUGGCGCGGCCCACCGACGCACCCUCUAUGAAGGUGGUGUCAUUGAUGAGUGAGAGGCCCAUGGCCAAGCAGCCGGACGUGGUCAACUACUAUCCAGCGCACCAGGAGUACUCGCAGCUCAUGCGUACCCUGCGCUUCCAUGGCCUCUACAGAGAUGAACACGAGGAUUUCAGGGAAGAGAUGAAGAGACUCAAGAAACUUCGGGGGAAAGGGAAGCCAAAGAAGGGAGAAGGAAAGCGGGCAUUACAGAAGAAGUGACCAAACGUGUUUCUAACCACGGUGUUAUUUUGUGCCAAUAAAUUACAUUGGCAUCUGUGAAUUCUCAAUGAUGUUUUCUUUUUUCCAAUGGGGUUGGCAAAUGUUGUAGUGUUGUGAUAUACCAUAUAUUGUAUUUACCUGCUUUUGCUUCAAACUGUAAAUACUGUCAUAACUGAAUAAAAUUAUAAAAAUCA
Molecule: messenger RNA, 622 nt
Organism: Lethenteron reissneri (Far Eastern brook lamprey)
Lineage: Eukaryota; Metazoa; Chordata; Hyperoartia; Petromyzontiformes; Petromyzontidae
Gene: MRPS33
Product: mitochondrial ribosomal protein S33
Cellular component (GO): mitochondrion
Source: RefSeq, a predicted model, not a curated record